This is a messenger RNA of Emiliania huxleyi CCMP1516, 237 nucleotides long. RefSeq lists its product as hypothetical. The coding region runs from base 1 to 237 and encodes 78 amino acids. The record is from RefSeq and is a predicted model, not a curated record. NCBI's taxonomy places the organism in Eukaryota, Haptophyta, Isochrysidales, Noelaerhabdaceae. Gene Ontology annotation, molecular function: protein binding. The transcript has 2 exons.
AUGUACGCGCUGCACCGCGAGGCGCUGGAGGCAAAGCGAGAGACGCUCGGCGACCGGCACCAGGACACGCUCCGCUCGAUCAAUAACCUCGGCAAUCUGCUGAUGAACAAGGGCGACCUGGACGGCGCGGAGGCGCUGCUACGCGAGGCGCUGGAGGCGAGGCGAGAGACGCUCGGCGUUCGGCACCCGAGCACGCUCGCCUCGAUCAACAAGACAACAACCUCGGCGCGCUUCUGA